This is a messenger RNA of Humulus lupulus (European hop), 1553 nucleotides long. Its product is annotated as class V chitinase CHIT5b-like. Gene Ontology annotation, biological process: carbohydrate metabolic process; chitin catabolic process. The transcript has 2 exons. Bases 99 to 1241 code for a protein of 380 amino acids. Lineage: Eukaryota; Viridiplantae; Streptophyta; Magnoliopsida; Rosales; Cannabaceae. Gene Ontology annotation, cellular component: extracellular region. Gene Ontology annotation, molecular function: chitinase activity; chitin binding. The record is from RefSeq and is a predicted model, not a curated record.
AGCUUUGACAAAAAUAUAUUUUUUUCUAUGUUUUUCUAUAUAUAUUCUCACAUCAAAGUCUAGCAUAGAGCACACAACCUCUUUUAUAGUAAAAUAAAAUGGCAGGCCUCAAGUACUUCUUUCCUUUUCUCAUUUUUGUUGUGGCUAAUCCGUUGACCAUGGCAGCCUCCGGAUCAAAUCUUGGCGGCGACCGGUCGUCUCUGCCGGCCAUCAAAGGCGGCUACUGGCCAUCGCCUAGGGAUUUCCCACCAUCAGCCAUAAACACAUCUUUGUUCACACAUAUUUUCUAUGCUUUUCUCCUCCCAAACGACGUCACUUUCAAGUUCGAAAUAUCGAAUUCCACAGCUAUUUCUCUCUCCAACUUCACCUCCACCCUUCGCCAUGCCAAUCCUCCGGCGAAGACUCUGUUCUCCGUCGGCGGAGGCGGAGCUCGUACAGACUUUGCCCUCAUGGCGUCCAAAGCUUCUUCACGUAAAGCUUUCAUACAAUCUUCUAUUGAAGUUGCACGUAAGUUUGGGUUUGAUGGAGUGGACCUUGAUUGGGAAUCGCCAGAAAGCCCAAAAGAAAUGAUGGACUUCGGCCUGUUACUGAAAGAAUGGAGAUGGGCCGUGAAUGAAGAGGCCCAACUCACUUCUAGGCCCCCUCUGCUUCUCACGGCGGCAGUAUACUUUUCCGUCCAGUUUUUCUUGUCGGAAGUCAACCAUUCGUUCCCGGUGCCGGCGAUGAGAGAAAGCUUGGACUGGAUCAAUGUCAUGUGUUAUGAUUACCAUGGAUCUUGGAGUAAUAUAACUGGGCCCAAUUCCGCUUUGUUCGAUCCAACUAGUGACAUAAACACGAUUUAUGGGCUUAAAUCGUGGAUUCGGGCCGGAAUGCCGACUGAAAAGAUGGUCAUGGGAUUGCCCCUUUAUGGGCGGACUUGGAAGCUUGAAGACCCAAAUGUCAGUGGAAUGGGCUCAAUUGCUGUGGGUCCAGGCCCAGGAGAUGGGGCGUUGAAUUUCAAAUUGGUUGACAAGAUGAUCGAGCAGGAAGGUGCCACCGUGGUGUAUGACGUGGACACUGUCACGGUCUAUAGUGUUGUGAACUCAACAUGGAUUACGUUUGAUAAUGCUCUUACGGUAACUACCAAGAUUGGGUUUGCUCAGGCCCUUGGGCUUCGUGGAUAUUUCUUUUGGGCCUUGAGUUUUGACAAAGAUGACCAAAUCUCAACACAAGCCUCGAGAUCAUGGGUUCUUGACAAGUGAAAAUAAGGACAAUUAUUGUGCUAUUUGUUCAGCAGCUGAUGUGGUAGUACUUUGGGAAGAAUUCAAAGUUCUUAAUUGAGUUUGUUAAUAAGCUUAUGAUUCUUGUAAGAAAAACUCAGUUUUAAUUUCUGAAAAAAUAUUGAAUUGUCUUCCUUCACAUGUAUUUGGAUAUAGUAUCAUGUAUUUUAAAAAAAAAAAAUGAGUGUCAUGUAUUACUCUCAUGGAAAUAGUUCGUGCCAAUGUAUACACUCAUAAGCUAUGCAUUCUUUUUCAGAAACAAAAAUUAAAUAUGGUUAUUUUGUUAUAAUAUUU